UGAUAUUUCUAUGAUUUAAUUGUCUUGCAAAGUAGCUAAACAUAAUUCAGAGACAAUUGAAUAUUAUUGUCUAGACAAAUGCUGCAAGGAUAAUAGAUUAAAAUGUUUUAACUGUCUCACAAAUUAACAUGAGGGUCAUAAAGUUUUUAGAAUAUCAAAUGUGAGUCAACACGUACAAGAAUUUUAUUAGAAGGGUUAAGAAAUUAUUGACAUUUUAUAUAUUAUUAAAUUUCAACUAGUUGAAAACAUUGAUGAAUUGAUUAAAAAUAUACAAGAAAAAUUCUAAUAAGAACCAAAUAACUUAAGUCAAUUCACUAAUGAUCAAUUCUAAUCUUAUCUGUAAGGGCUCCUAGAUUUUGAUUAAAAUAAAUGUAUGAUAGAUAAUGAUGUGAUUGCUUUUCUAUAAUUAGCAAAAAAUAAUAUUAAUGAGGCUGUUUAUAAGCUUGAAGUAAAAGAAAGCUUGCAUUACUAAGCUCCUCCUGAAAUGCAAUAAAAAGUGAGAGAUCUAUAAAACUAAGGUUUAUUAAUAUUUAAUAUCUUUUAGGGACUUAAUUAUUCGAAAAUAACAAUAUUAUGGGGGCUUAAGAUAUUAUGAAUUAAACCUUAAUAUUGGAUCCAAAUAACAAAAUUUCAUUAGUAAUGAAGGGUACUUCUUUAACAUAAAUUGUAGGCAAACUACUACUUUCUUAAACAAAAAAUUAUGAAGCUUAUAAUACUUUUGAUAGAGUGAGGAAAAUCGACCCUAUGAACAAGGAUGCAUUAAAUGGAUUAGGUAUGAGUUGAUAUUUAUAUUUAGGGGAUUGCUUAAGAGAAAGAUCUAAAUAUGAUGAUGCACUAAAAUAUUAUGAAGCUACACUUGAACUGGAUAAGAACAAUAAACAAGCCUUGAUCGGCAAAGGUAUUAAAUCUAAUUGACAACUUUAGCUCUUUGUUUAGGAAAAUUGAAAAAAUUUCAAGAUGCUAGACCAAUAUUUGAAAGAUUUUUAAAUUAAGACAAAAAUGAUAUUGAUGCAAUUUGGGGUUUGGGUAUUUAUAUUAAUAAAAUUUUAAUAGCUGAUCUCUUAAGAAUAUAAGGGAAAGAUGAGGAGGCGAUAAAGUAAUAUAAUAAAGCAUUAUAAUUAAAUUAAAAUCAUUUAGAAUCAAUAAGUGGUUUGGGUAUUAUAUUAAUGUUAAACAAUUUUAAUAGGUGAUUGUUAUAGAUUGCUUGGAAAAUUUGAUGAUGCAAUGAAAUACUUGAAAAAAGCAUUGUAAAUAAAUCCCAGACAUGCCUUAUCUUUAGUUAGAAUGGGUAAAAUAGAAUUUAUACAAUUAGGGGAUUGUUUAAGACAACAAAAGAAAUUUUUAGAGGCUAUGAAUUUUUAUAGCGAAGCCUUAGCCAUUGAUCGUAACGAUGAUUGGUGCAAGUCUAAAUUUGGUAAAGUAUUAUCUUAUUUCAAGAUGAAUGUAAAAUAAAGAGCCAACCAGGAAAGUGAUUUUUUUUGGAUAAUAAGAUUAUUAACAAGAAUAUUA
Paramecium octaurelia is the source of this 1509-nucleotide messenger RNA. The record is from the annotation of a GenBank genome assembly. NCBI's taxonomy places the organism in Eukaryota, Ciliophora, Oligohymenophorea, Peniculida, Parameciidae.